Megalobrama amblycephala (Wuchang bream) is the source of this 14725-nucleotide messenger RNA. RefSeq names its product calcium channel, voltage-dependent, P/Q type, alpha 1A subunit, b (gene cacna1ab). Gene Ontology annotation, molecular function: calcium ion binding; high voltage-gated calcium channel activity. The record is from RefSeq and is a predicted model, not a curated record. The coding region runs from base 432 to 7931 and encodes 2499 amino acids. Gene Ontology annotation, cellular component: voltage-gated calcium channel complex; membrane; neuronal cell body. Lineage: Eukaryota; Metazoa; Chordata; Actinopteri; Cypriniformes; Xenocyprididae. The transcript is spliced from 51 exons. Gene Ontology annotation, biological process: chemical synaptic transmission; calcium ion import across plasma membrane.
UCUCACCCACCGCGCAGUAGCAGUCAAAACGCGUAGUUUUAGUCCGCGCGACACUCAGCUCUCAGUGCCAGUACAGUCACGUAUUCGUUACGCGCACAGAGCGCGAGACUCCUCGUACAAGUGCAUGCGGGUCUCGCGCCACGUAGAGUCGUUGGUUUCUCGAGAGCCUUCGAGAGCUGUCACAUCGGACAGGAAUACAAAUAUUACGCUGAGAGAAAAUACAAAAUUAUCUGUUUUGUCCAACAAAAAUACUUAAAGACAGAAUGUUCCGAGCUUGAAGAUGGAAAUGACCUCCUGCUCUGAGAAAACGGACCUCGGACCAUUCAGUUUGUGGAGUUUUAUUGUUAGUUUUGUCAGUUAUAAACUACAGGUGAUCCGGACGGGUCCAGAUUCCAGGAUCUUCUCAGAAAAAACACAAACCGUUCUGAGCCAUGCUGUCUCCCAUGUAUGCAGACAGCUCAGUCAUCAUGGAGAGAGCGCCGUCCUUGCGGAAGGGAGGGAAAACGCAGCCACAGGGUUACAAACAUCGCUGUCAUCCUCCAACCAGCGGGAGCAGUGUUUGUGCCAACCCCACAUACUUUCAUGCAGUGUAUGACAUGAGUAAUGAAGCAUGCCAAGUUGACUCCUUCGACUACAGCAAAACGAAUGGAGGGGAAACCGUGGUGACGGAUGGGACACUUUACUCUUUGAUGCCCAGUGACUCUCUGGUUCCUCCUGUCAGAAGGAGAGGAGGCCUAGUGGACCACCGUGAUGUCAUCAAAGCCCACCAGUCCCAUAAAUUGCAGAGCACGCCACAAGCCCGACGAAAACAAUGGGAAAUGGCUCGGUUCGGAGACGAAGUGCCGGCCAGGUACGGCGGCGGGGGCUCCGUUCAGGGGGGACCCGGCCGCGGCGGCAGCAGGCAGGGCGGCCCGCCAGGGGCCCAGAGGAUGUACAAGCAAUCGAUGGCCCAGAGAGCCCGGACCAUGGCCCUCUACAACCCGAUCCCGGUCCGACAGAACUGCCUGACGGUCAACCGCUCUCUGUUUCUCUUCAGUGAAGACAACAUAAUCCGAAAAUACGCCAAAAAGAUCACCGAAUGGCCUCCAUUUGAGUGGAUGAUUUUGACCACCAUCAUUGCCAACUGCAUCGUACUGGCUCUUGAACAACAUUUACCAGAUGGAGACAAAACUCCACUGUCAGAACGACUGGAUGACACAGAGCCCUAUUUCAUUGCUAUUUUCUGUUUUGAGUCGGGCAUUAAGAUUCUUGCGCUGGGAUUUGCCUUCCACAAGGGCUCCUACCUGAGAAACGGCUGGAACGUGAUGGACUUUGUAGUGGUGCUCACGGGUAUCCUGUCCUCCGUGGGGUCAGAAUUAGACCUGCGGACAUUGCGAGCAGUCAGAGUGUUGCGGCCGCUAAAAUUGGUGUCAGGAAUUCCAAGCCUGCAGGUGGUGCUGAAGUCCAUCAUGAAGGCCAUGAUUCCACUUCUGCAAAUUGGCGUGCUCUUAUUUGUGGCCAUCCUUAUGUUUGCCAUUAUUGGCCUGGAGUUCUAUAUGGGCAAAUUCCACCGCACAUGCACCGACAAUGUCACACAUGAGAUGUAUGAUGAACAGCCCUGUGGUGAAGCUCUGCCUGCUCGAGUGUGUGAGGAAGGGUAUUGUAUGGAAUACUGGAUCGGGCCAAACUAUGGCAUCACACAGUUCGACAACGUCCUUUUUGCCGUGCUUACUGUUUUCCAGUGCAUCACCAUGGAGGGUUGGACUGAUAUGCUUUAUUACAGCAAUGAUGCCUUAGGGAGUGCCUGGAACUGGAUGUACUAUGUUCCCCUUAUCAUCAUAGGAUCCUUCUUUAUGCUUAAUCUGGUGUUGGGUGUCCUCUCAGGUGAGUUUGCCAAAGAAAGAGAACGUGUGGAGAACAGGAGCGAGUUCCUGAAGCUCAAACGUCAGCAGCAGAUAGAGAGAGAACUCAAUGGAUAUCUGGAGUGGAUCUGCAAAGCAGAAGAGGUCAUACUCGCUGAGGAUGACAAUGGCCCCGGUGACAGAUCUCGUCGCAGGCCCACAUUAAAGAAAAACAAAGCUGACCUGUUAAAUCCAGAAGAAGGAGAGGACCAUAUGGGAGACGCAGUUGGCUCGCCGUUUGCUCGUGCGAGCAUAAAGAGCGGAAUGGGUGACGGAACUCCAUUUAGCAAGAAAGAACGGCGUCUUCGCUUCUUAAUUCGAAAGAUGGUAAAGACUCAGGCAUUCUACUGGACAGUCCUUAGCCUGGUGGGACUCAACACACUGUGCGUGGCCGUCGUACACUACGAUCAGCCUGAGCUACUGUCAGAUUUCCUCUAUUAUGCUGAGUUCAUUUUCCUAGGCCUCUUUAUGUCAGAGAUGCUGAUUAAGAUGUACGGACUGGGGACGCGCCCUUAUUUCCACUCCUCAUUCAACUGUUUCGACUGUACUGUCAUCGUCGGCAGCAUAUUUGAGGUGUUCUGGGCCAUGGUAAAGCCAGGGACGUCCUUUGGAAUCAGCGUGUUAAGAGCUCUCCGACUGCUUAGGAUCUUCAAAGUCACCAAAUAUUGGGCGUCUUUGCGUAAUCUUGUAGUAUCUCUUCUGAACUCCAUGAAGUCCAUUAUCAGUUUACUUUUCCUUCUCUUCCUCUUCAUCGUGGUCUUUGCUCUUCUCGGCAUGCAGCUGUUUGGUGGACAGUUUAACUUUGAGCAAGGCACUCCUCCCACAAACUUUGAUACUUUCCCUGCUGCCAUUAUGACAGUGUUUCAGAUUCUAACAGGAGAGGAUUGGAACGUGGUGAUGUAUGAUGGCAUUGAGUCUCAGGGAGGGGUGGAUAAAGGAAUGAUCUUCUCCGUAUUCUUCAUUGUCCUCACACUCUUUGGCAACUACACACUACUGAAUGUAUUCUUGGCUAUCGCUGUGGACAACCUGGCCAAUGCUCAGGAACUAACUAAGGAUGAGCAAGAGGAAGAGGAGGCCACAUCACAAAAGCUUGCUCUCCAGAAAGCGAAAGAAGUGGCAGAAGUGAGCCCACUGUCUGCUGCCAACCUCUCUAUUGCUGCAGUUACAGUAAAAUCUGAACGUAUCGAUGCCACAGACAGUUUACUGGACUGUAAAGAGCAGCAGAAGAACUCGAAAGGUUCUAAGUCGGUGUGGGAACAGCGCACAAGCGAGAUUCGCAGACAGAACCUGAUGACCAGCAGAGAGGCACUUUAUAAUGAACUUGAUGCAGAAGAUCACUGGAAGAUGAACUACCGCAACCGUACUGACAUGAAGACCCACUUGGACCGCCCACUAGUUGUUAAUCCUCAGGAGAACCGCAACAACAAUACCAACAAGCCCCGACCGGGUGAACCAAACCCCCAGGAGCUGAACCAGCAGAGGGGUGAAGAAUAUCUGCAGCACCAGCCCCGAUACCACCACCAUCACAGUCAUCAUCAUCACCACCACCACCAUACCCACUCCAGCCGCCAGUCCCUACACCACCCAGAGCUGGGGGAGGCAGGGUGCGAAUAUGCCCAGAGAGGAGGCGAGGACGUGGAGGGCGCAGGGGAACACAGGCGACCCCGACACCACCAGCACAGAAGGAGGGAUGAAGAUGGAGGAGAAAGAGGGAGGAGACACAGAGAACACCACAGCAGAGGAGAGACAGGAGGAGAAGGGGAGGAGGGCCAAGAGAAGAGGCAGAGGAGGCAUCGCCAUGGAAACCAUGGGGAUGGAGAUGGAAGGAGGGAUAGGGAACGGAGUCGACAGCAUCAAGCUAGAAAAGAGGCUAGUUUAUCGACGGCUCGUCCAAUUCAGCCAGGUCUUCCACACACAGAGAGCCAGUACAGUGAGGAUCUGGACAACCUGCGAAACAGUAGCAAGAUGGCCAUCCAUGACCCUGAUCCCGAUCUUUAUGACCCCUACUGUGACCCAGAGCAGGCCAAUAACCUGCUGAACCUGCGUGGACCAGAUUUCCAUGACAGCAGUCUCAUUCUGACAGACUCCACCAAAACCCCCAGCAAACUCGACCACACUGCCAUAGAUAUGCCCCCGAUUUACCCUUCAUUCAACGCCAAGUUACAAGUGAACAAAAAUGCCAACACAGAGCCAGCUAAAGAAGGAGAGAAGAAAGAAGAGGAGGAAGACAAUGGUGGUGAUGAAGACGGCCCCAAACCCAUUCCCCCAUUCAGUUCAUGUUUCAUUCUUUCCACAACCAACCCGUUCCGGAGAUGCUGUCACUACAUACUGACGCUACGUUAUUUCGAGAUGUGUAUUCUGUCAGUCAUCGCUAUGAGCAGUAUUGCAUUAGCGGCUGAAGAUCCCGUGUGUCCAGAAUCACCUCGAAACAACGUUUUGCGUUACUUUGACUAUGUAUUCACUGGUGUGUUUACCUUUGAGAUGCUCAUCAAGAUGGUUGUGUUAGGCUUGGUUUUGCAUGAGGGCUCAUAUUUUCGUGACCUCUGGAACUUUCUGGACUUUGUAGUGGUUAGUGGUGCCCUGGUAGCCUUUGCCUUCACGGGGAGCAGUAAGGGGAAAGACAUCAGUAUCAUCAAGUCUCUGAGGGUCCUAAGGGUGCUACGUCCACUCAAGACCAUCAAACGUCUUCCCAAACUAAAAGCGGUGUUUGACUGUGUAGUAAACUCUCUGAAGAACGUUUUGAACAUCCUCAUUGUCUACAUGCUGUUCAUGUUCAUCUUCGCUGUGGUGGCCGUGCAGCUCUUUAAGGGACGAUUCUUCUACUGCACCGACGAGUCCAAAGAGUUCGCCCGUGAUUGCAGGGGCGAGUAUUUGGUGUAUGAGCGUGAUAACGAGGUCAAAUCGCAGAAGCGGGAGUGGAAGAAGUACGAUUUCCACUACGACAACGUGCUUUGGGCCCUGCUAACUCUCUUUACUGUGUCCACUGGAGAGGGAUGGCCGCAGGUGUUGAAACAUUCAGUGGACAGCACUUAUGAGGACCAGGGCCCGAGCCCGGGGUACCGGAUGGAAAUGUCCAUCUUUUACGUGGUGUACUUCGUUGUCUUCCCCUUCUUCUUCGUAAACAUCUUUGUAGCUCUCAUCAUCAUCACUUUCCAGGAGCAAGGAGACAAGAUGAUGGAGGACUACAGCCUCGAAAAGAAUGAGAGAGCCUGUAUUGAUUUUGCUAUAAAUGCCAAACCUCUAACGCGCCACAUGCCUCAGAACAAGCAAAGCUUUCAGUACCGAAUGUGGCAGUUUGUGGUGUCACCUCCGUUUGAGUACAGUAUCAUGGCUCUCAUUGCGCUCAACACAGUCGUCCUUAUGAUGAAGUACCACGGGGCUUCCGACGCAUAUGAUAAAGUCCUGAAGAACCUGAAUAUCGUGUUCACAACACUUUUCUUCAUGGAGUGUGUUCUGAAAAUUAUUGCCUUUGGUGUCCAAAAUUAUUUCAGAGACGCUUGGAAUAUUUUUGAUUUUGUGUCCGUUAUCGGCAGCAUCACAGAUAUUUUAGUGACAGAGCUAGGGGAUAGUUUCAUUAACCUGAGUUUUCUGAGACUCUUCCGAGCAGCGCGUCUCAUUAAGCUCUUGAGGCAGGGCGAGACGAUUCGCAUUCUGCUUUGGACCUUCGUUCAGUCAUUUAAGGCUCUGCCAUAUGUGUGCCUGCUCAUUGCAAUUCUGUUCUUCAUCUAUGCCAUCAUUGGCAUGCAGUUGUUUGGGAACUUGAAGCUGGAUGAUGAGACUGCAGUCAACGAUCACAACAACUUCAGAACCUUCAUCAUGGCCCUAAUGCUCCUCUUCAGGAGUGCCACUGGCGAGGCAUGGCAUGAGAUCAUGCUGGCAUGUCUCGGAGGAAAGGAUUGCGAUGAAGAAUCUGGGAACGAGGGACCAGAGUGCGGCAGCAACUUUGCCUAUGCCUACUUUGUUUCUUUCAUCUUCCUCUGUUCUUUCCUGAUGCUGAAUCUCUUCGUUGCCGUCAUCAUGGAUAACUUUGAGUACUUGACCAGGGACUCCUCCAUCCUGGGUCCACAUCAUUUGGAUGAGUAUGUCAGGAUAUGGGCAGAGUACGACCCAGCAGCCUGCGGGCGCAUUCAUUAUAAGGAUAUGUACAGUUUAUUGCGGGUUAUCGACCCCCCGCUGGGCUUAGGCAAGAAAUGUCCUCAUAGGGUGGCCUGCAAGAGACUGCUACGUAUGGAUCUACCUGUUGCUGAUGACAACACGGUGCAUUUCAACUCUACUCUGAUGGCUUUGAUACGCACAGCUCUGGACAUCAAAAUCGCCAAGGGAGGCGCAGACAAACACCAGAUGGACGCAGAGCUCCGUAAGGAAAUGAUGGCGAUUUGGCCAAAUCUCUCCCAGAAGAACUUGGAUCUGCUGGUAACGCCACACAAGUCAGCGACAGACCUGACAGUGGGCAAGAUCUACGCCGCCAUGAUGAUAAUGGAGUACUACCGGCAGAGCAAGGCCAAAAAGCUGCAGGCGCUUCGUGAGGAGCAGAACCGAACGCCAUUAAUGUUUCAGCGCUUGGAGCCAUCCCCGAACCAGGAAGGGGGACCGGGGGUGAACGGUCUCCCCGAGUUGCCGCAGGAACCUGUCAACAGCCUGCCUCCAGAGGGUGGAAUGAAUGAGAGCCAGUCUUGGGUGACGUCACGUGCCCAGGAAAUGUUCCAGAAGUCUGUUCCGGAAAACUGGAACCCUGACAGACCGUAUCCUGAUGACCAUCACGACAGCCGCCAUAAUCCACAGACGGUAGAAAUGAGAGAGAUUGGGCCUGUUGGGGACGGUUACUCGGACACUGAGCCCUAUCACCCAAUGGAAGGGCAUGGGCGGACCAUCUCCAUGCCACGCCUCUCAGCAGACAACCAACGACGGAGACACAGGCCGCGAGGAAGUAACCUCAGUACCAUCACCGACACAAGUCCAAUGCGCCGUUCUACAUCCUCAUUGGUCCACGGACGUUCUGGUCGAGGCGUGCGAUUGGACGAUUACUCUCUGGAGAGGGUGGUGUCAGAGGAAGGUCACCGACACGGUCCGAGAAGGAGAGAGCGUGAUCGAGACCGGGAGAGAGACCGCAGUCACCGCACCUCAGAGAGAUCCCUCGCUCGAUAUACAGACGCAGACACAGGUCUGGGCACAGAUCUCAGCACCACUACACAGUCAGGUGACCUCCCACCUAAAGAGAGAGAACGAGAACGGGGUCGAGCAAAAGACCGUCGCCACCACCAUCAUCAUCAUCACCACCACAGCUCGGUGGAUAAGGAACGGUACGGUCAUGAGCGCGAAUACCACCGUCAUCCUCACGACAGAUCUGAUCGCCAGUGGUCCCGCUCACCGAGUGAGGGGAGAGGGCACAGACAGGGCAGUAGUUCUGUGAGCGGAAGCCCCGUUCCCUCGACGUCGGGGACCAGCACCCCCCGGCGUGGCCGUCGGCAGUUGCCCCAGACCCCGUCCACACCUCGCCCUCAUGUCACCUACUCCCCAGCCGUCCGCAAGCCUCCCUACGGCUCCCCGGGCCAGGGUCGACUACGCUCCCCUUCCCCGCGACACUUCUCUCCACCAGGUCACGAACCGCCCUACCACCUUCCACCCUCCCGCCACGCCUCGCCCCAUCACGGCUCGCCCCGGCACGCCUCCCCGCGCUCCCCCAGGCACGCGUCACCCAGGUCCCCACGUCACGGCCGCUGGGGCCCCCCGCUGGACAGCCUGGAGGGCGACGGACCGUUCUACGAUCGGGACUAUGAGUACGAGCGGCACCACGAGCCACCUGCCUACGAGCAGAGUCUAUCGCAGGGCAACCCCCACCCUCAUCCUCACCCGCACCCCCGGUCCCCAAGGACUGCUCGCCACGGGCCUCCCUCGCACCCGCGCCGUAUGCCGAACGGCUACCGUUCCUCCUCGCCCUCCCCGCACCGGCGCGGCCCCCACCCAGGCCCACACCGGCCACCGCAUGGCCGUGGGCCCCGGAAGGGGUUGCACGAACAAUAUAGCGAGACGGACGAGGAUGAUUGGUGUUAGUGCGCAGGGUGACCAGGAGGGGGCGCCGCUCAACUCAAACUGAGAUGUUUAUGCACCGCAGCAGGGAGAGAGGGGGUGGAAAAGGAAAAGCAAGCGGUGCUUUUGCGCCAUCGUGAGACUCUAAACCCUUGAGUGGCCCAUAGAGCUUCCCUACUCCCUCUCUCUCUCUAUUGCUUUCUCCUGCUCUCUGGACUAUGUUUCCCAUGCUGCUCAGCAAGCAAGGGAAUGGGAGCAUAAGAGAGAUAAAUGGGGUGGUUGCGUUUAGAUGGACUGAACUUUAAAGAUCAGAGUCAUUGUGUUUGAACGCUCCACUCCAGACUGAGCAAGACCAAUUGCUUCUUGCACGACAGAAAAAAUGAAGAGCAACAUCAUCUGUCAAUCAAAAAAAGAAAAGAAAAAUUAAGUUUGAAAAUCAAGCCAGAACCCCUUUUUCCCCCUCACAUCUAUGCCUCUUGAAAAGACCCAAAAAAACAAAAAAGGGAAGAAAAAAUAGACAUUGUUGAAGAAAAAGCAAGUGCUCUUGUGAACAAGAGCUCUACCUACUGCAAAACCAGCCCCAUGUGCUGGCCAAUAUCGAUGAGUUUUAUCAUCUACGUUUACUGUUACCAACUCAAGAUGCUGAGUGACCUCAUCACCUGGGGGAGGGGUUAACUGUCAAAGAGGCGUGGCAUAUGAAAGGACCCAGUGCAGGCGAGAGGAGGCGGGUUGGCGCGGCACACCGAAACCUCGCCCACAAACUGCCACUCAAUCCUGAUAAAGGAAAAGACAGCGGAAAAAGAAUGAAACGGCAGAUGAGGGAGGGACGGAAAGACUAUUUCCUCUUCAGAAUGUCUUCAAUUGAUUACUUCUUCUUUUUGAACAUUUGGAGCUUGGUUAUUCUGUUGCAUUUGCUCAGCUUACUUUGAUAUUUUUGGACUAAAAUCUGAUGGAAACUUGCAUGAAUGAUUUAAAAAAAAAAAUAUAUAUAUAUAUAUAUAUCAGACAGAAGAUUUACUGUGGGAAGGGGGGGUGAUAGCUCUCUUUUUUCCAUUCAGUUUAAGGAAGUUCUUUCUCUCGUUUUCUCCCUGUUGCUCUUGCCAUGUCUACAGAUGUGCAGAUGGAGUUUAUAGAUAGACGCUAAAGCUGACCUUUCUAGAUAGCGAUCUGACAGAUCUGAAUGCGUUUUCUAUGUUAUUUCCAUCUGAGGAUCCCAGAUGAUGUUCUGCACUGUUUAUAAUUACUUUGGAUUGCACUAAAAACGAGCCUGAAUGGUGAAACCUCCCUCAUUACAGCUCUGUCAGCCAUGGUUGCGAACAGAGAGAGAAACGGGGCGAGAGACGUUCUCCUUUCUAAAGGCUUCAUUUGCUAUUGUCAAUAACAGUAGUCUUAUAAUGAUGAAAACUAUCUUAAUGCAAUUGAUGAAGAUGACGGUGAUGCUGAUGAAGAUAGAGGUGGUCAUGUGACUUUGUUGUCUUGUUUUCGGGAGUUUUGUCUGUUGUGGCCAUCUUGUUUCGAACUCUUUGUGUUUGUUUUCGGUUCUGUUCACCACAGAUUGAAGUCUAUAAGGGUGCGCUCCUGAUAGCAUCCUGAAGUUUACGUACUUGUGACCUCAGCUGAGUAGAAUAUUCCUAUCUGUAGUGAAUAGUUCGGGUCAGAGCUCAUGAAUGUUUUAAAAGAGAGAGUCAGGCCAUUCAGGAUACCCUCAGACAGUUUUUGUGUCAGAGUUUUUCCAGACAAAUUCAGGGUCCAUUUCAUAUUUAUUUUUCAAUAGAAAAAGAUGGUCACACAACAGUGUGAUCAGGAGAAAUCGUUUUAUAGAGGGUCAGUUUUUAACCCCUUAAAUUGUUUCACAGCUAAUGCAGAGUAAGUGCAAGUUAGUAUUUUGGGCGAUGAAUGUUGUUGUUUACUUUUUGUCCACGUUGUGGUGCUGUUAUGCAGCUUCAGCCAGGCUAGACUACGGACAGACGACCCCUUAUGAAAAUACAGUCGCCAGAGGGCGCUAUUACAUUUGCAGAACUGUUCCCCGACAGUAGGUGACGUAGCAGGUCUGUCGAAGCUUGCCUUUGACUUUUUUUUUCGACAGUAGUUUUUUGAGAACUUUGACCUGGACAGUCUUUGAUCAAGUAACUGGAAACAAUUCUUCCACCCUGCCUUCCUGUUCCCUGCCACUGGCAGCUUGUCAUGUCUUUGGCUGCCUGCUCAAUCUGAGACCCUCCCCCUUCUGCUCAGGAUACAACAAUACAGCCAAACGUAUAACUCACAGGGGUGUAGAGGUGCGGCCUAUUCAGCCUCCCCUACUGUCAUUGAACCUGUCCAGCUGGCCCACACCCAUCCAACCAUCUCAAAACAAAUUUUUAUUAAAUAUCCCAUUACAACAGGUUUUUUUUCCCUCCAGAAGAGGAUUUUAUUGUGCAUGGGUUACUCUUUUAUAGUUCAGAAGUUUUAAGUAUCAACUUUGUCUCAGAUGUUUCUCCUAAAAUCUAGAAAAAAUCAAAAUAGUCACAAAUGGGACAAUUGUUGACAUGCUGUCUGAAUAUAGAGCUAUGAGUGUAGCAUUAUCUGAAAUCUUUGACUUUUGACUGCAGACUUUAUAUUGGCAAAUCGCAGAGCGUUUUCUGAAACUCUAGAGGAGACACAUGGAGAGACUCCAAAAGUCUGCUGUCUAGGAGUAAGUAUUAAAGAGAUCUCAUUUAUGAUUUUUCUUUAUGGAAAGUUUAAGAUCAGAAACCCUGACUGUUAUUUUGCUUAAAAAGAUUCUGACGUUUCUCCUAAAGCAGUCAGUGUAUGAAACUGUAAGGAUUCAAUUGGUUUUCGAGAUGUAUUCUCACUUUAUUCAGAUAAAAAUAUCAUAAAGCAUCUCAGAAUAGUUUCAUCUAAUCGUGAAGUCAGUUGGACGGUUCUGCAUUGUCUCGUUUUCUGUCCAAAAAUCAUGAAAUCCACAGUACAAGGUCAUUUUUUUUUUUUUUUCUUUAAAAGAGUUUUAAAACAUGAGUAGUCAUUUUAUUUGAUCCCUUCUCCUUGCCAACCCAUUUCCAAGACUUUUAGGGAGGAAACCACUGUUUUCUGGGUGUUUGUUGAUGUUCGGCCCACAUUUACCCACAGCUGGCCCCCAGUUAGCCCCUGGUUUGAUGCCCAUGGGUCCAGAUGAACCUGCAGAGCCACAGUGCCUUCUGUUCUAGUGUCGCACACUAACCCUUCCCCUGCCUCUCUUCCCUCUUCCCUCUAUCUCUCUCUUAAUGUGAUGGACUCAGUCACACUACGCCUUAACAAGUCCCCAUGUCUGCGCUGUCUGCUGGGCUUUUUAAAGACAGGGAGGCACGGUUUUAUGAUGGGGGAAGAUCCCAGUUACUCUGAGAGUAAUGAAGGGAAAUGACAACCGAGUUCUGUCAGGGUGUCCAUCUCGGCUCUCUGUCUCUCUUAGCAAUGCUUCCUCAAGCGGAUGGCAACCAUUUUUUAAUUUGUCUCACCCUGCUCGUUUAGAGAGUUGCAUCGAACAUCGGAGGGAUUGUUCUACUUCUCAGGUCUUUAGCAAAAGGACAGGAAGGCUUAUUUUUGUCAGGCAUGAAUGUUAGUUGGACCUUUUGCAUGGUUAAUAUAAAGCCCAUUUCUCUUGAUCUUGUAUUCUUUUGCUGAAAACACUUGAAAUGCAGGAAAUUUGCUCCAUUUUAGCUCAAGAUGUGGAUCGAUAGUUUAUUAAAAGGAUUUGAUUUUUAUAGAUUAAAAAGAGAUAGCAGAAGGUUGUGGUUUUUAAAAGAACAGUUCGCUCAAAAAAGAAAAUUCUGACAUGAUUUACUCACUCUCAUCUCAUUCUUAACUAUUAUGACUUUAUUUCUUCUGUAGAACAGAAAAGGAGAAAUGUUUUUCUGGUUGAUCUAUUCUAUGCAGUUAAAAUAAAUGAGGCUUUUAAGCUUCUAAAAGGACACUAAAGCACCAUAAUAUAAAACAUUGGCACUAUGUUCUCAUUUUUAUGAGCCAUACAAUAGGUUUGUGUAAAAAAAAAAUAGACUGAAAUACAAGUCACCAUUCACUGAAUAUCUUAAAAUCCACCUUCAUUAAUCAGAACUUUUCAAUGAAUCCAGUUCAGACUGCUUUAUUCACAAAUUCGACCGAUCUAGUUAUCUGGAGGGCUUUAAGACUUUAAAAUUGGCGUGUAGAAAUCACCUUUUCUACUUUGAUGUAUAUCCAGCUCCUGUUUGGUGACUUUAAAUCUAGUGCAAAAUAGUCAACGGGGUCCAACGUAAAAAUGUAAACGUAGUCCUUUUUCUCCUGGUGUGUUUCACAGAACAAAUAGUCAUAUUGGUGUAGAUAAAUGAGAGUGACUAAACGAAGUUAGAAUUUUCAUUUCUGGGUGAGCUGUCCCUUUAAAGGUUUAUGCAUGUAACUAGACUGGUGCAUCAUUCUUUGGCUCUGCUUGUUCAUCAGUUUGGUUCUGACCCUCUUUUGCUCUCAGUGUCAAUGCCUUUAUUGCUUUGAUUUUGACUCGCAUCUUCAUUUUCUGUCCCAACAGAAAGCCAUUUUCAGUUUGCAACACACACACACAAGUGAUCCAUCGUAGAUACACAAUACACUUGCAUUUGAGCAUGUGUUGUAUGUUUUGUAUCGUCCUAGUGGAACAAAGCUGUAUUUUCUUUCUGUUUCAUACGAAAUAAGGGCUUUCCUUCAAUGGUUGAGUGCUGCCAAAACAAGUCACCCUCUAUGUAGCUACACCACUUCCUGUGGUCUCCCUUUGUACAGAACAGAAUUACAUGUGUGUGCAUGCUAACAUGUGUGGGAUCCGGAGAAAAAGGGAGGGGGGGUGAUGGGUAAUGUAGUUUUUUUUCCCUGUAUGUAUGAGAGCGAGAACUUGAGGCACAGCUGUGGCCAGCACAGGCAUUGUGCAUGCCAAAAAAAAAAAAAAACCUAUCAGAAAGGGAUACAAAUGAUAUUGUGCACCUUGGGUAAUUUAGUGCUGGGUUUGCCAAUCCAUUUCUGCUCAGCAUUUACCAUGGCAUUACUUCAUUAUCAUCUUCAUCUGAUCCCAAUCCGAGAUUGGAUACGGAUCCAUCGCCACUUUUUCCAGAAGAUCGGAAUGGGUUGGGUUCAUCCAUGUGACAGUGGGACGGUCGACUGCGAGUGUGUGCGCGUUUGUCCGCAAGCUGAUUUGAAGGCAAGUCGUUUUUUAGUGCCUUACAAUGAACAGUUUCCCAUCGCCGUUACAUGACCGUAGAUACAAAGCGAAGAGGGCCAUCAUGUUUGUACCUCGACUGUCUAUCCAUGUCUAUCUAACUUGUUUUGUUGGGCCUAUCUAUCUCUUUCUCUUCUGUAACUCUUGUAUAUCUCAUUCAUAAACUUCCUGCAACAGUCUGUGUUCAUCCUCUUUCUUCAACAUUGCUAUGUUCCUUUCUGUUUCAUUUCCUCUCGUUCUUUAUGCAUUGUCAUGGUUUCUUCAUUCAAACACAUUGCUGAUUUGAUAUUACGAAAUAUCGUUUUCAUAUAAAUGUAUUAUUAGUAAUUAGUAAACAUAAAUCACACUUAUUACACAUUUAAAAGGUCCACCCAAAAAUGAAAAAUGUCAUCAUUUACUUAUUAAAUGUAGUUCCAAAUCUGUACGACUUUAUUUCUUCUGCGGAACACGAAAGAAGAUAAUGAAAGUCAAUGGGGUCCAAUGUUAUUUUGUUUUUCUUCGAAAUGUCUUCUUUUGUGUUCCACGGAAUAAACGUAGUAAUACGGCUCGAGGGUGAGUAAAAGAUGACAGAAUUUUCAUUUUUGGCUGAACGAUCCCUUUAAGUGCUCUAUAGUUGUUCUGCCGAAGACAGAAUAGAUGCUAAGCUCUCGACUAAAAAACAUGUAGCAUUAAACGAAAAGAUUUCACUUUAAGGAGAAACGAAUGUUACAGUUCUCUAAAAGGAAGCGGCUCACAAGACAGGAAGUGCGUUUUCACCACCGUCAGCAGGAGCGUGCUUCUUCACAGCGCUCGUGUGCGUCGAAAGGGGAAAUAAGUGUGUGGUGUGAAUGUGCGAGUGUGUGAGGAGUUCCUGCGAGCGCGCAGCCACUGUCACCGUGACACCCGCAAACCCGUCCCAUCUCUCCUUAAUCACCCAUAUCCCACCCGCCAUCCAUAUUACUAUUGACCUGAACCAUUUAGAAGCAAAAGAGGAAGUUUAAAGAGAAAAAAGGCCAUGAUAAAGAGAGGUAUUUAAUUACUGAUUUGCAUGUGCAAUGUGCAUGCCACUAUGUGGGUUAACAAGUCAACUUCAGGAAUUAUAAAAUAUAAAAAGAAAUAUAAAGAAAAAGAGUAUAUAUGUAUAAAUAUAUAAAUAUAGUUAGAUGUUUUUAUGAGCAAUGUGUUCCUUUUUUCUUCUAUUUUUAAAAAUGAAAAAGACAAAAAAGAGCACCAAGAGGGGAAAAAAAUAAUACAAGAGACGAUAAAUGAUAAAAACUCAUAGAAUGUUUGUUUGUUUCUAUUGCCAACUGUUCUCUGAGAAUCGUGGGUGAGGUGAGCACACUACAUGCUGUGGAAAUGUAUUACAGAAUUAAAAAAAAAAAAAUGUUUAAAAAAAGGAUAAAAGAUAUCAAGUAGCUCUCAGUGUGAGGGACUGCACAUCACUCUGAUUUAAGAAGAAAUCCAAAACCCUUUUUGCUGAUGUUGAGCUGUGAAAGAGGCUGCCUGAACCUGGUGAUGUUACACAUUUAUUCUGGCUAUGAAAAAUCCCCCUUUUAUCUCUCUCUUCCUCUGUCUCUGUAUCUCUCUGCUAUUUCUACCAGUGCAUUUUGUAAUUCCGAACAGACCUCUUCCUAAAGAACCUGAAUAAAAACCAGAGAGAAUGCAUUCUAAA